Peromyscus maniculatus bairdii (prairie deer mouse) is the source of this 3470-nucleotide messenger RNA. NCBI's taxonomy places the organism in Eukaryota, Metazoa, Chordata, Mammalia, Rodentia, Cricetidae. The record is from RefSeq and is a predicted model, not a curated record.
CCUUCCGGUUACCAGCUUCAGGCUAGGCUUUGAAGGGAAGCUGGCGCCAGUGGUUUUGUGUGCUGUAAUGUGAGUGCUGCUGCAGGGAUCUGAGCAGAGAGCAUGGGUCAGCUGGAAAACCACGCUAUGAAUGCAGUGACCUAUGAUGAUGUGCAUAUUGACUUCACUUGGGAAGAGUGGACUUUGCUGGAUCCUUCCCAGAAGAAUCUCUAUAAAGAUGUGAUGCUGGAGACUUACAGGAACCUCACUACUAUAGGAUAUACUUGGGAAGACCAUAAUAUUAAAGAAAAUUGUCAAAGUUCUAGAAGACAUGAAAGGCAAGAAAGAAGUCAAACUGUAGAGAGACCUUCUGUACAUGCUCAUGGUGUAAAUGCCUUUGUAUAUCCCAGUACUAUUCAACUGCAUGAAAGACCAAAUACUAGAGAGAAGCCUCAUAAAUGCAAUCAAUGUGUUAAAGCCUUUGCAUAUUAUGGUCAUCUUCAAAUUCAUAAAAGAACACACACUGGAGAGAAACCCUAUGAAUGCAGUCAAUGUGGCAAAGCCUUUGCAUGGCACAGAAGUCUUCAACUGCAUGAAAGAACACACACCGGAGAGAAACCCUAUGGAUGUAAUCAAUGUGGUAAAGCCUUUGCACAAUACAGUCAUCUUCAAAGACAUAAAAGAACACACACUGGAGAGAAACCUUAUGAAUGUAAUCAGUGUGGUAAAACCUUUGCUGAUCACAGUUGUCUUGGAAUACAUAAAAUGACCCACACUGGAGAGAAAUCAUAUGAAUGUAAUCAGUGUGGUAAAGCCUUUGCAUAUUACAGUCGUCUUCAAAGCCAUAAAGGAACACAUACUGGAGAGAAACCCUAUGGAUGUAAUCAAUGUGGUAAAGCCUUUGCACAAUACUGUCAUCUUCAAAGACAUAAAAAAGCCCAUACUGGAGAAAAACCCUAUGAAUGUGCUCAAUGUGGUAAAGCUUUUGCAUGGCACAAAAGUCUUCAAAUGCAUAAAAGAACGCACACUGGGGAGAAACCCUAUGAAUGCACUCAAUGUGGUAAAACCUUUGUAUGGCCCAAAAGUCUUGAAAUGCAUAAAAGAACACAUACUGGAGAGAAACCCUAUGAAUGCACUCAAUGUAGUAAAGUCUUUGCACAACAUAGUAUUCUUCAAGUGCAUAAAAGAACACAUACUGGAGAGAAACCUUAUGAAUGUAAGCAAUGUGGUAAAGCCUUUGCAGAUUACAGUCGUCUUAAAAGGCAUAGAAGAACACACUAUAGAGAAAUUCUGUGAAUGUUUUCAGUGUUGCAAAGCCUUUACAGAUCACUAUAGUCUCCAAAUACAUGAAAGAGCCCAUACUGGAGAGAAACCAUAUGAAUAUAAACUGUGGUAAAGGCUUUGCAGAUGACAAUAGUCUUCAAAUACAUGAAAGAACCCACAUUGGAGAGAAAUCCUAUGUAUGUAAUCCAUUUGGUAAAGCCUUUGUAUGUCACAAUGCUUUUCAAUGUCAUAAAAGAACACAUACUGGCCAGAAACCCUAUGAAUGUAAUCAGUGUUGUUAAUCCUUUACAUACCACAGUAUUCUUCAAUGCCAUAAAAGAACACAUACUGGGAAGAAACCCUAUGUAUGUAAUCAGUGUGGUAAAGCCUUUGAAUGCCCCAGUACUCUUCAUAUGCAUAAAAUAAUUCAUACUGGAGAGAAACCCUAUGAAUAUAAUGAUUGUGAUAAAAGCCUUUGCACAACACAGUAAUCUUCAAAGUCAUAAAAGAACACAUACUGGGGAGAAAGCCUAUGAAUGUAAGCAAUGUGGUAGAGCCUUUGUAUAUUACAGUCUUCUUCAGUGCCAUAAAGAGGCACAUACUGGGGAGAAACCCUAUUAAUGCAAUCAGUGGGGCAAAGCCUUUGCACACCACAGUACUCUUCAAAGGCAUAAAAGAACCCUUCGUGUAGAGAAACCCUAUGAAUGUAAUGAUUUUGGAAAAGCCUUUGCAUGUCUUCUUACUCUUCAAAUGCAUAAAAGAACACAUACUGGAGAGAAACCCUAUAAAUGCCAUCAAUGUGGCAGAUCAAAGUACUCUUCAAAGGCAUAAAAGAACCCAUACUGGAGAGAUACCCAAUGAAUGUAAUGAUUGUUGGUAAGCCUUUGUAUGUCUCAGUACUCUUCAAAUGCAUAAAAGAACAUACUGGAAAGAAGCCCUGUUUGUAAUCAAUGUAAUAAAGCCUUUCAAUGUUACAGUAGUCUUCAGAGGCAUAAAACAACACUUAGUGGAGAGGAAAUCUAUGAAUGAAAUCAGUGCAGUCAAGCUUUUUUUUAUGUGACAGUAGUCACUGAAAACAUGAAAGAUCCUUUACUGCAGAGAAACCCUUUGUAUGUAGUCAGUGUGGUAAAUCCUUUCUAUGUCAUAGUACUCUUCAAAUGCUUAAAAUAGCACAUAUUGGAGAGAAAGCCUUUGAAUGUAAUCUGUCUGGUAAAGCCUUUGCAUGUAUCAGGAAUCUUCAAAACCAUGAGAAAAAAUCAAAUUGCAGAGAAACCCUGUAAAUGCAGUCAGUGUGGUAAAGUUUAGCACUUUAUACAUUAGUAAAACUCUUUGUGUGCAAUCUAUCUGUUUAAGCCUUUAUAUAUUGUAAUAGUCUUUGACCAUGUGAAAGCCAUGAAAAAGAGGGUUUCUCUUUUUAUAAUAUUUUUAAUUAAAAUAUUUUUCUUUCUUUUUAUAUACCAAGCCCUGUUCCCCCUCUCUCCCCUCUUCCCCCUGCCCCACCUCCCCUUAUCCCACACCCAUCCCUUUCUUAUAGGGGGUAAGGCCUCCCUUAGGUAGUCAACACAGGAUGGCUUACCAAGUUGGUGAUGGACCUAGCCCUCCCAUCCUGCAUCAAAGUUGAAUAAGGUAUCCCACCAUAGAGAAUGGGCUCUAAAAAGCCAGUUCAUGUACCCAGGAUAAAUUCUGGUCACAUUGACAGUGGACCAGAAACAUACCAAACCACAUAGCUGGCACCCAUAUUUAGAUGGUGUAGGGCAGUCCUAUGCAGGCUCCCCAACUGCCAGUCCAGAGUCCAUGAGCUCCCACUAGUUGGGUUCAACUACCUCUGUGGUUUUUCCCAUCAUGAUGCUGAACCCCCUUUGCUCCUAUAAUCCUUCCUUCCUCUCUUCAACUGAACUGUGCCUUUAUGUCACUUGUGUGAGGUUUCUCCAACUUCUUUAUGUAGGCACUUAGUGCUAUAUACUUUCCUCUUAACACUGCUUUCAUAGUGUCCCAUAAGUGUGGGUAUGUUGUGAAUUUACGUCUGAUGAAUUCUGGGAAAUACUUAAUUUCUUUAUUUAUUUCUUCCUUGACCUAGUGAUAAUUCAUUUGAGGAUUUUUCAGCUUCCAUGAGUUUGUAGAUUUUCUGCAUUUUGUGUUGUUGAAUUCUGACUUUAAGCCAUCAUGGUCCGAUAAGAUACAGGGUUUAUUCCAAUUUUUUUUUUUGUUUAUGUUGAGAUUUGUUUGGC